This is a messenger RNA of Nannizzia gypsea CBS 118893, 324 nucleotides long. Its product is annotated as cytochrome c oxidase assembly protein COX19. The transcript has 4 exons. Gene Ontology annotation, cellular component: mitochondrial intermembrane space. NCBI's taxonomy places the organism in Eukaryota, Fungi, Ascomycota, Eurotiomycetes, Onygenales, Arthrodermataceae. The record is from RefSeq and is a predicted model, not a curated record. Gene Ontology annotation, biological process: mitochondrial respiratory chain complex IV assembly. Bases 1 to 324 code for a protein of 107 amino acids.
AUGAGUUUCGGAAGCCCCGGCGGUCGCGCAGUUAACAUCAAGCCCACUCCACCAGAGCGAGGCAGUUUCCCACUCGAUCACGAUGGAGAAUGCAAGUCGAUAAUAGCAGGGUACUUGAAGUGCCUCAAGUCUGCGAGCGGCGUCAACGACGAAGCAUGUCGAAGACUAGCAAAGAGCUACCUCAGCUGCCGAAUGGAGAAGAACCUGAUGGCACCGGACGAGUUUAAGAAUCUAGGGCUGGUGUUUGACGACGAGAAGCCAGCCGGACCAGCGGGAGACACACCAACAGACCCGGAUAAACCGCCGUUAAGCAGUAAGAAGUGA